AUGAGGGAGCCCUUCGAGCCCCCGGCUCGCUUACGAGGGGGCGGCGCCGGCAUUGAUGCGCCCAAGCCGCCGGAUGCUCGGAAGAAGGAUCCGAAGAGUAAGAAGAAGGAUCUGAAGGAGGUGAAAGAGUCCUGGGGCAAGGUCGAUGAGCUCGAUGACCGACAGAAGCAUGACAUGGCAGCAUUGGGUAAGCAAGCAGAUGCACUCCGCAAUGUGAGGGAGCCCAAAAAGAAGCGCCGAUCUGAGAGAGAGAGCCUAGAUCCGUCGAUUCGCGAGAUCCUGGAGAAGUACUGUGAGUUCUCCGUGGAGCAGGGCCACUCGGAUGUGUCCUUGCAGAUGCAGCAAGCACUCAAAGAGCUUGCAAGGCAGUUGCAAACGACAGUGGAACGUGCCGAUUGUGCCGAGGAGACUUUGUCCUCUUUGCAGGCCCAGUUGCAGGAGCAAUCCUCAGCCAACAAAGAGCUGGACAAAGAGAGGCUCUCGGCGCUUCAGAAAGUCGAAGAGCUCCAGCUGCAGGCCCUGGAGCUCCAGAGUCAAGUCGAAGAGCGGCACCGCUCUUCAGAGCGGCACCUGGGCCAAGAAGAGCGGCAAGCGGCGCGGCAAGCGCAAGCGGCGGCGCAGGUGGCGCGGUUGGAGGCUCUGCUGAAGGAGGCCAUCCUGCGCGGCGCAAAGCUCAGCCGUGCUGCCGCCGAGGCCGAGGCUGCUCUGAACGAGACGGAGAGGCAAAAGAAGAACUUGGAAAAGUCUUUGGAGAGAGAGCGGCGAAAACGAGAGCGGGGAGCACACCAGCGACGACUCCUCGAGACCGAGCUGCAAGGCUGCGAGCGGCGUUGCUCAGCGGCCGAAGCAAGGCUGAAGGAGUACCUCCAAGCAGCCUCCGAGGGUGCGGAGAAAGUGGUCGAGGCACACAUGCAGCACUUGGCCUCCGCCGGCACCAGUCUGGCAGCCAAGGUGGAGGAACAGGCUGAGGUCAUCCAGGUGCUCCGCAGCCUGCUACAGGACCACAAGGACUUCAUCCGUCAGCAGUUGGGCUCGGAGCUUUCGCUGCCCUCCUUCCCGGAGCCGGCAGAGUCGGAAGAGAGGAUGGCCAACAACGGCACUGACAGUGCGCCACCUCGCCCAACGGGCCCGCCGCCACCUCCGCCUGGCAUUGAUGCCCCCAGCAGUGAUGUGGACCUGCACCACGACAUUGCUCGUGACAUUGGCCAGCAGGUGGAGGUCAUGAUUCUUGAUGCAAAGCAUGCGUCCGAAACGAAAGUGGGAAAGGAGAUCACAAAGAUCAAGGGCAAGAUGGAGGCCAUGGCCGAGAAGAUUAAGAUGAUCAAUGAGCGUGUUGCCGGCAUUGAGCCAGGCAGAAAUGGCCUUCUCAAGUCGGACCUCCAAUCGAGCAUCGCCAAGCUUGAGGAAGUUUGGGAGGGUGAGGUCGGGACUUUGAAGCACGAGCUUUGGCAGACCAUCCAGGCACACAACCACAAUGCCGACCUCCUGAAGCACCACAAGGAUGCCAUAGACCAGGUUCAAAGCAGAAUGACUGAUCUUGCUCCGAACCCUGAGCUCGAACAGGUGUGGUUGACAAGGCCCGGGAAGAUCGGAGACACACUGCUCGGUGCAGCUGGUGCCAAAAGACUCCUCGAAGGUGCUUCAGAGGGAAAUGGCCAAGGACGCCGCACCAAGCUGUGCUGCAUGGUUGGAGAGCAGAUCUCCGCGAAAGCAGCAUAUGUUCGAGGGGACCCACCUCCCACUGAUACGAAGCAGGAGCAACAGAUGGACCAGUUAAUGGCGCGGCUGACGGUGGUACAGCAGCAGCUUAUGUCAGUCUGGGUGCCUGGGCAGCAGAUGAGCCUUCCGUCCCAGUCCGUCGGGCGAGUCGACACGCAAAAGCUUGACGCGAAUCCUAUGCGCAUGAUUGCGAGGGCACCUGAAAUCACGCUUCUCGAAGGCAGGUAUGUCGUCCAUCGACACAUGUUGAUGCUCGUUUGGUUGAGCACAUGGCUGCUGUGCGCCGGUGCAGACUGGAUUGCAUGGACUGGCUCGGAACAGCAUGGCAGUGCCGUUGCAGAUGGAUGGCAGAAAGUCCCACGAGCAGAUCAGUAUGAAGUCUUGGACUGGGAAGUCGAGGGCAGAGCAAACGCCUACCGCUUCUUCUACCCGGGUGCCACGCACUACACGCUGGGCACCCCCAGCAGCUCAUCUCUGGUCGUGCACGUGUGGCAGCCUUUCUCAGAGACAGCGGCUGACGCAGCCGUGGGAGCGAACCUGCGAGGUGCCUUGUACGGUUUGUACCACCGGCACUUGCACCGCGUGGUCGUGAACGUAUCCAACGUCGGCUGGGAGAGGAUUGUGACGGAUCCGAUUUGCGAAGAAGGAGCCGUAUGCCCAGUUGCACUGCUGAUUGGAACGAGUCAGCUUCCGCAGCGAGUUGCAUCUGGUCGGAUCCAUCCUCUCGACGACUAUUUGGCGGCAUAUCUGCUGAAGCACCUGCAACGCUUGCCAGAUGAGUUUCAGAGCAUAAUGUACUACGACUACUACUUGACCUCCCGCUUCAUGGGAAUUCCCUUCGUGACGGAUGUUCGGCUGCUGGGCUUCAAUAAGACUACGCUGGAAAACCUGGGCCUGGAGCUUCCACCGCCACACGGUCGAUACGAUUGGACGUGGGAGAACCUCCGUGACACGGCCUGCGCGAUCACCGAGAAGUACGGUGUUGGAGGUCUAAUGGCGAAUUCUGACUGGGACGAGGAUGCCAAGCUCUUCAUGCUUAUGGUUCAAGCAGCUCAUGGGGCUCUCUUUCGAACCUACCUUGGUUCCGAUGGGCCUUCCCGGCAAUGCAACCUGGGGACGGGAAGGUCGGCAAUCGACACGUUCUGGAAGCCGAUGAUCCAGAGAGGCUGCCUGCGGAGUUCUGGCAAUCAGAACUAUUGGGGCAUCACUGGGACCUCCAACCUGACACCAGUUCUCGAGAAUGCAGUGGAUCCAGUACACCCACCCGACGUGUCCGGUUUCUCCAAUUACAACUACACCGAUGCUCGCACCUUGGGUUUCUUUAUAUCGCCGGGACUUGAGGAGGAACUCUCCUAUGGACGAUGCAUGCCAUCGCAGCUGCGACAACGGGAAGCGGUGGGCAACUGCAGUGCGCUUGAGACGCUGCAUCUGAGCCCGGACUCCUGCCAGCAACGCGCCUUCCGCCUCGGUGCCGACACCUAUGCCUACGCGAAGACCUUGAAGACUGAGGGCAGUGAAAAGGCCGCCUGUGAGGUGCUCCGCUGCAAGAGUGCCGGCCAGGUGGCCUCUUGGGCAUCAGCGCAUCCUCGCUGGGAGAUCGUCUCCAAGCAUUGUAGCGAGAUCUUGUAUGCCACGAUGCCCGAAAACCUGACCUAUCAGGGUGGAAGCGGCUUGGCACUCACCAUGCGAGAGAGGGGAGGAGAAGCGAACCAGUCUUGUCCAAACAUCACUGCCUUGUGGGAGUAUGACUGGCUUCGGAACGAUGAUGAACCUCCACCGUGUUGGGAGAAUGCAGAAGGAUGGCGCCUCAUUUCGGAACUUAUCGAUCUGGAGAAGCCCUACAUGCGUCAGGCCAACACGCUCAGGGAUGUGCAGACACUCCCACCUUUGAAGGACCUCUCGUCUUUCGGGACUUCUUUCUGGGAGCCGGUGAUAACUGCCCUGUUGCACGGCAUUCCAAGCCAGUAUCCGAACUCGCCGAUUCCCCAGUACGCUGAAGUGGAAUCCUUGAAGCCGAUCCGCAUCGCGCUCCUGCGGAGCAUCUAUGGAAAUGUUACGCCAGCAGAAUCUUUGCGAGAAGCCUGCAGCAUCGUGGACGAGGUCCUUCGACCGUGCAAUCAGUCGAAGUGGCGCACGGACCCGCGCUGCAAAAACCCAAGGGAUGGCCUACAGGGUUGUCCGGAAGGCUUUUUCUACCAGGAGACUUUUGAGGACUUUGGCUUGGGAUGCAUCAAAUGCCCGCGCGGGCGCUAUGCCGACGAGCGGUCUGUCAGCUUGGAGUGUAAAGCCUGUGUGGCCGGACACUUCUCGGAGGCCAUCGGCAGCACCUCCUGUCGGCAAUGCACCGUUGGUACAGUUGCACAGCAAACGGGAUUGUCUGAGUGUAUAGAGUGCCCGAUGGGACGUGCGCCCUUGGGCACUUCGUGGUGCCAUUCUUGUCCUCCGGCUACCUACCAAAGUGGCCCGACAUGCGAGCCUUGUCCGACUGGCUUCACGUCAAUAGAGGAGAGCACCAGCAUCAGGGCCUGCACUCGCAAGGGCUCCAUUCUCUUGUUGAACUUGCUCUUGGUUUUUUUCUUCGUUGGUCUGGCCCUGCUCUUGCCGUUGCUGCUUGGCCGUCCCCUUCCGAUCGACGACAUCUACAUGGAGGACGGCUGUGUGGUGGUGAAGACCUGGGGAGGACACCGGAUCGCGCGCUGGAGCCCUGUCCCGCUGCACAUCCAGCUCAAGCACACCCAGCAUCCGGAGGUUGAAAGCAGGAUGGGCGUGUUUCAAGCGAAAGUGCGGUGGCCCGACGAGGUGUGGCUGAUGGACUCAAAGGGAGCCCAUGUGACUGACAACAUCAACUGUUCCCGAGGGAGCCUGAGAUUGCAGAUGAGGAGCACCUUCUUGGGUGCUGUGAUCGGAAGGUUGCCGGCGGGGCUGUUUUUCAUAUGGCUCUGCGGCUGCCUGGGGGUCUUGAUCUUCGUCCUCAGCGAGAACGCUGAUGCCGAGGCAGAAGUUUUGCCCUACGUAUUGGCGGUCCUCUUCUUGGCACUGGGCUUGGCACUAGGAGGCUACUGGUACUGGUGGAGACAGGGCUUCGAGACACCGCUGGCACGGAAGCGAAACCAAUGGCGCGAAAAGCUGCUUCAAAGACACAAGCCGGUCACCAGCGACAGGGGUCCAAGCAGAGCCAUUGAUGCCGGGAAACUCUGUGAUUUUCACACCUACUUCCAGGAAGCCAUCGGAAAGCGCAACAUGAGCUAUGUCGUGUCCAACCUGUUGCUGCCUUUGACGAAGCAAGAGAGGAUGUCCUACGCGGAGCUAGCAGGGCCGAGUCCUGUAAACUGGUUUGUCUCGCACUGCUGGAGCAAUGGCUUUGCGGACCUCGUCGAGAGCUUGCGUCGGCUGGCCAUGAGCCUGGCCGAACCUUCCCAUACAGCGCAGGAGGCGGCGCAGGAGCCGCUCUGGCGCGAAGUUUCUUACUGGAUCUGCUCCUUCAGCAACAACCAGUGGCAAUUGGAUGAAGAGCUUGGGAAAGGUGACCCAAUGGCUUCAUCCUUCAAUCAGGCGUUGUGGAGCCCGACGUGCAAAGGAACCGCGAUGGUCUUGGAUGAGAACGCGGAGGCCCUGAGAAGGUCGUGGUGCCUUUUUGAGGUCUUUCAAAACUGCAAGCUCACUGCCGAGCGGAGCGACUACGAAGGUCUCCUGAUGUGUACGCCUGCAGGCGUGCUGCAAAAGGGAGAUGCCAGUGUGGACAUGGUGGUGGUACUCGCGCGGACCCUUUCCAAGAUCAAGAUGGAGGAUGCCACUGCGUCGAAGCCUGAGGACAAAAUCAUGAUUGACACUUGUGUCCAAUCGCUGGAAGGAGGCUUUGGUGAAGUGAAUCGCUUCGUACGCCACUGCAUCAAGACCGCCCUGGACGAAGCCCACAUGUCUUUCGAAGGACACUUUGCAGCGCUUGUGACAGCCCUGGAACAAGCCUCCUCCAACGUUGCCGACAUUGCUGGGUCGACGCAGUCAAUCGCCGCCAGCGGGGCAUCGCUUCAGAGCGCCCUCGCGGCCCAGGCUCGGGCUGCACCCGCAGCAAGCAGCAAGAAGGCGCAGAAGAAGGUCACGAAGACCACCAAGGGCGCCGGAGUUCGUCCCCACAUCCGGCUGGCCGGAAUCAUAGGACCUUUCUUGAUUGAAGAGCUUCAAAACGUACGGCAUCUGGCCUUGUUUUUCAGUGCACCCGAACGUGGUGUCUGCAGCCUAUACGGAGUGCUCCAGUGUCUGGUUCGUGAUACCAUCCGUGGUGCCGAGUGGAGCACUAUUGCUCAAUCUGCCAUCGAUUUUGUUCGAGCAGCAUCUCUCACCGGGGAGAUCGCGGCAGAUGCACUUGAGACGCGAGUGUCGAUCCGGUCCAAGAUCAAGAAGCGCCUUCGGACGGUGAAGAGGCAGCGGGUUGAUGCCAUGCUGGUCACGCCCCGCGAAGAAGAGAAGCACGACAAGCUCAUGAAAGUGGCACAAGGCAAACAGCUCACACUCCUGAGGCCAAAGAAUGCCUUCAAGUACCCGGACUCUGACGAUGCGGUGUUCCCACAACAUGAGGUCAUGAAGCCUGUCGAUUUCCGGGCACAGAACCUGCCCAUGGCCGGCACUGUAUUUCGGGGAAACCGUCGGAAAUACUCCAACGAAGAGAAAGAGAUGUUGACCAAGAUCAUCAAGGAAAACCACCCGAAGAUGGAGGUGCUCGCAGGCGGUGGCGCUGUUCUGGCGAAGACAGGCAAGAAAGUCUCCGUGGCCGAGGCCGAGCUGCUCGCUACGAAGGUGAACAGACCCGAGGUGGUGGAAUCUGUUGGAGAGCUGGCCACAGGCACGCGCCAGGUCGAGGCCCAGGAGCCAAUGCAAGAUGCACCACCUUCAGACAUUGUGCCGGACCCUGAAGACGGCGUCGACACAUCGCGGAGACCCGUGCUGAAGGACUCUCGGCGCGCCAAGCGAGCCGCGGGUCACAGGCCAAGGCCCAACUCCGUGAAGAAAGCAAGGAACCCUCAGGCGAAGAAGGCGACCUGA
Symbiodinium sp. CCMP2456 is the source of this 6759-nucleotide messenger RNA. Lineage: Eukaryota; Dinophyceae; Suessiales; Symbiodiniaceae. The record is from the annotation of a GenBank genome assembly.